CCAACUUUCAUAUAAAUAAAGACCCUUAAAAACGAUUAAUUUCCAAAUCAACUUAAGCAGCACCAUGACGUACUUGAACGAGGUUAUAAAGAUCUUUAUUUGGUCGACUAUUCUCGCGUUGUCUUCCGGAUUUCCCGCCCUAAACAACAACUUCCUGGGAAAUUGCUCCAACGCCUCCUUCGAUACCAGAGUCUACCAGGAUCACAUCGUUAAAACUGGAUGGCCGUUAAUUGUCCGGUCCGAAACAAUUCAUUAUCGGGGAGACAACACGAUUUUUUGCAUGGAAUUGUCGAAUUUGAUGGGGAACGAGACUGGGGGUACCGCCACGGUACUCGACGGGGGAGUUGGACAUUCUUAUGUUGAUAUCGACAUUGAGUCUAUUAGGGGUUAUGGAUUGGACUGGAAUGUGACCAUUUAUGCCAAUAAGACGAUUAGCGAUAGUCCCGCCGUGUUGCUCAGCGUGAUCAAUAAUGUUGUUUAUCCUUAAUUUUUGUUGAUAAAAGGUCUAAUAAAUUCGUAAAAAUAUGAUUAAGUUAUAAAUAAAAACAUACAUUUUUAGACUAUUAAAAGUAUAGAGUAUCUGUUUUGAUCACCAAAUGGUGUAGUAUCUCACUGGCGUCUAGCCCCGGGUAUGCAACUAAUGAUCCUUCUUUUUUGACAUGCGCUUGGUGAAGUUAGUCAUAAGUUAGUUAGGUUAGAAUACUGUUCGGCAAGUUGUGUGUUGUUUUAAAGUGUCGUUUUUUCGUUAGUAUUGUAAAACUUUAUUAAUUUUGGGUGAAAUUAUACAAGUAAAUUAAAUAAAACUAAAAGUUAAAUGUAGUGAAUAAUAUAAAAUAAGAAAUACCGGAAAUACCUUUCAAGUUGGUGAAAUUUUAAAUUUUAUGUUUAUUUCUACUUUUAUUUGUCUGUAUAAAUCCACCUUUUGUUAAUUUAUUUGCUAUUAUAUGGAAGUGCAUUUAAGGCAAUAAAAAAAUGGAGGGGCAACAUACUUGUGCAGUGCAGCAAAAAAUACAGUAACAUUAGCAAUCUAAGAAAGCAUGUCAUCAAGUUUCAUCCUAAUAAUGAUGAUUAUCUAGCUUCCCUGCAAAUACGACAAAAUAAACAUUAUAAUUUUGCUUGUGACCAGUGUAAAAAACGUUUAAUGCAUUUAAGAAAUUUAAAAUUCCACAUCAGAACACAUAGAAACUCAAAUAACACUUCAGCUCCAAAUAUUACACACCCCAAUACCUCGACCACUACCAAUGCAAAUCAGUGUGCUUUGUGCAGUGACUUUUGUGCUGAUAGGAAGACCGUUAUAGAACAUUAUAGAGACUUUCAUAACAUUCCUAUUGAACAUAAAAAAUUGACGUUUCAAAGUGAGGAAGAAUUUAUUACUUGGAAACUUUCCUUUGAAAAUGACACAAACUGUAAAUAUGUGGUUAACUAUCAGAAAUGUUUUAAAUCACAUGUAGCUGCAAGUUUUAAUUGCCAUCGUUCAGGAAGAUAUGUUCCAGAAGGCAAAAAUAUUCGACACUUAAAGAUACUAGGAAGUAGGAAAAUAAAUGCACUCUGCCCAGCAAGCAUAAAAAUAAAAAAGCUUAAUAAUGGCACUUGUGAAGUGACCAUUAUGGACAAACAUGUGGGACAUCAGAAUGACAUCGGUCACUUGAAUUUGUCUAAAACAGAAAGAGAGAAUUUAGCAGUAAAAAUUUCUUCUAAAGUCCCAUUUGAAGAUAUUUUAGACGAAAUUAGAGAUUCAAUCACUGACUCAGAACUAAAACGUCUACAUCUGCUCACAAAGAAAGAUCUAUAUAACAUAGAAGCCUGUUUCAAUUUGUGCUCCUCAUCAGUUAGACAUAAAAACGACAUCAUAAGUGUAGAGUCCUGGAUCAAUGAUAUGCAAAGUAAUGGAGAUGCAGUUCUGUUUUAUAAGCCCCAAGGUUCUGAAAGUGAAGAAUGGCCAAUGUUAAAAAAUGAGGAUUUUGUUUUGAUUAUCAUGACUGCUGCACAAUGUGAAAUGCUUAAAAUUUAUGGGACCGAUUGCAUCUGUAUAGAUGGAACUCAUGGGAUGAAUAACUAUGACUUCGAACUUAUAACUCUCCUUGUUGUUGAUGAUUUUCGUCAGGGAUUUCCUUGCAGUUUUCUUGUGUCAAAUAGGUCUGAUAAACAAGUUUUAAAAAUAUUUUUUCACUUUGCAAAAUCUCGCCUUGGUACUGCACUUUGCCCAAAUGUCUUCAUGUCAGAUAUGGCAGAAGCUUUCUUCAAUGCAUGGAUUAAAAUAAUGUCUCCACCAAAAUUCAGAUUAUACUGUUCAUGGCACGUUGACCAGGCGUGGCGUAAGAAUUUAUCAAAAAUCAACACCAAAGAAAAGCAUUGAAAAAUCAUAACAUUAUUAACAUUGUUUUAAUUUUUAGGCUUUUAUUUAUAAGAAUUUAAGAGCUGUCUUAGAAGAAAGGGAUGUCACAACUUUUAAUAUUUUAAUUAACAAGUUAUAUACUAUGUUACUUGAAGACCCUGAUACAAUGGAAUUUUUCCAACUAUUUUAAUAAGUAUUACAUGUGCUGUGUAGAAUGUUGGGCAUACUGCCACCGACUUGGUGCGGGUUUAAAUACCAACAUGCACUUAGAACGUAUGCAAAAGACAUUAAAAUAUACUUAUUUAAAAGGGAAGAAAGUCAAGCGAUUGGACAAGGCAAUCAACGCAUAAUGCGAUUUGUAAGAGACAAAUGCACUGCACAGGUUAAUAGUUCUUAACAAGGGGAAGCUGUCCAGUAAGCUGCAAAUAAUUCGGUCCAGGCACAAACAAAGUUUCAAAUUGAGGGAAGAUUUAGUAGUCGAGUGUGAAAAUGGAUGGAACAGUGCCUCAGAAACAACAGCAGAAUUAUAUGUUAUCCAGAAGGUUCAACGAGAUUGUAAAUGCCAACUACUGUGCAAUGAAUGUAAAA
Molecule: messenger RNA, 2923 nt
Organism: Anthonomus grandis grandis
Lineage: Eukaryota; Metazoa; Arthropoda; Insecta; Coleoptera; Curculionidae
Exons: 3
Coding region: 1142-2356 (404 amino acids)
Source: RefSeq, a predicted model, not a curated record